AUGGCAUUUGUGAAUAAAGCUGAGCGAAAACUUGACUUUUACUCUUCAGGCACUUCAAAUCUUGGCCCAGGGUCCUAUUCUACAGCAAAAGAGUCUAAGCCAAAGCCGUCAUAUGCUCCAUUUUCGACAACUACUGAAAGAAACGUAAUGAAAUCAUUACCCACAAAUUCAGGGCCUGGUCCUGGCAGUUAUGCGACCACCACAGCUGAAUCUAUAUUAAACCCACACUCAAUUUCUGAAGCAAAAAACCUUUCCAAGCUUUCUUCUAAUUUUGCAAGCAAAUUAAGCCGAUUCAAAGAGAAAAGAAGAGAAAACUCGCCAGGGCCAGGCAGUUAUGAUCUAGUCGCUGAGUGGGCUCCUCAAAGAAAAGAGUCAUUAAAAAGAGAUGACGCAAUUAACUGGAUCAGGAUGCCGUCUGCCCCUUCAAUUCCUGCACAAAAUCAAGCUUAUGGAUACGAAGAAGCACCGUCCGGAGUCCUUGUGAUGCAGAAAAGCCCUCAAAAGAUAUACAGUGGGACUAAAAAAGACUGUGUAGGCCCUGGACAUUAUAACCCGAAAGACCCAUGAGAGUUGUCUCCAGGCAAAGGAACAGAGUGAUAUAAAAGCAACACCAAAAGAACUUUUAUUGCAAAACCCCAAACAGGCAAUAUAAUCGGCCCUGGGAGUUAUUCACAGAAUAAAUUACCGCUUGCUCCGCUAUAUAAAAGUAAACCGAGUGCUUCUUUUGUAAGCACUACGAAAAGGAUAGGAAUAAUAAAUGUUAAAUCAGAAGUAACUGAAGAAAAUGAAGACGGAAGCAGCACAGAAGGAGAUGAAGGAAUUCCUGGACCUGGGUAUUAUUAUAAAGAAGAAGCCUUUACAGGGUUCAAGAAAACAGAAGUCCCCAGACAUCUCCAAAACUUUGGAAGCAGGAGUUCAAGAUUCCAAUAUAAAAAUCCUGAUGUAAAAGUUGCCCCUGGGCAGUAUCAGGAGACUAGAAAAUCAAUUACAACCAAAAAAACUGCAAAGGCUCCUUUUGACUCUACUGAAAACAGGUUUAAAGAAUUUGUAGAUCCAAACCCAGGGCCAGGCAGCUAUAAGGAUGAAAAUAUUCUGGAUAAUAUUCAGAAAAAAGUGUGAGGGAAAGAAGGCGUCUUUGGAAGCACAGAAAAGCGAUUUGUGGCUCAUAGAGUUAAUGAAACCCCAGGGCCAGGAUAUUAUGUGGCUGAUGAAUCAAGGGUUGGAAUUCAUAAUUCUUCAAAGCAUAAGCCGUCCUCUGUUUUUUCCAGUAGAGUUAAAAGGGAUUUUUCACCGAAUCAGUCAGAAUCCCCUGCUCCUGGGCAUUAUGAAAUAUCUACUUCUAUUUCUGGAUCUAGGCGUAUUUCCCAUAAAACUGCAGUUUCUCUUAUAGGAAACUCAACUGAAGCACCGAAGAAGGUUGGAUUUAAUUCAAAUGUCGAGAGAUUUGACCUAGAUAAAAAUGCAAAAGAUCCGCUGGGGCCGGGGUCUUAUCAAGUUGAUCCAACUAUCAAACGCCAAGCCCAUUCUCCGAAAUUUUCUAUUUCUAAAGAAGAAAGGUUUAAGCAGAAGACACCAGAAGAGCUGCCGGGGCCUGGAGCUUAUCAUGACGAGUAUAACGAGCAAACUUGGAACAAAAAAUCUUAUAAUAUAUUAUACAUUAAUAGAUUGCCUAUGAUUUCAUUAUAUCUGUUACAAUAUUAUAUUUACGUUAGAAGUAUCAAUAAGUUUUCUCAGACCCCAUCACGCUUAAUUAAAUGGAGAAUAUAUUCUUUUUGAGUUUAUUUUAUUCUAACUAAUUACUUACUCCUUUCGCUUUAAAUUAAGACAAAAAGAUCUAUUCCAAUAUGAAGGGGUAAUUUUUUUAAAAAUUUGUAUCAAUUUUAUUUGUUAGUUUUGUUUAACUAGUAUACCUUCAGAACAGGUAUGGCUCGAUCUGAAACUCCCCCUUCCCUCCCCCCCACCCCCUGACGGUUUCAAUUUGAACGACAUUGUUAAUUCAAAAUGACAAGUCCCUCACUAAGGAUUUGACAAGUCAAAUUUAAUUUGUGGAUUUCAAUAAAUUUGAAACUGUCAGGGUGGGGAGAGGAGGGGGAUUCUCAGGUCGAUCUAUGACCGUACUCACGGUAUAUUUUACUUGUACUCUUUCUUAAAAUAAAAAAUCUAUAGAUAAAUUUCUGGGUAAUAAAAAGUAAAAAUCAAUUUUAAUUAAAUUAAGCCCAAUUUAUCCAAUUUUUUUGUUCCAAUUUAAAAGUUCGAGCCGAAAAAAAUUGGGACUCAAUUUAAAGGGAAGUUAAGCCAUUAUAGAUGACGAUUUCUUUUCCAUUGUAGGAAGCACACUUCUCGCAUAGCGAGGGUCAAGUGACACCACUUCAAUCAUAUUUUCCACCUCUCUCAGCUGAUUCAGCAAGGUGUGGCAAUCCGUUUCCAAGUCAUCAAUGUUAAGCUGGUUAUCUUUUUCUUCAAAAAUAAUCAUCUUAUGCUCUUGAUCUAUUUUUGCAUUGAGUUCUCCAUCAAUGAUCAUAUCAACAAGCAUUUCUUCGCACUCCCUUAUGCCAGUCGCCGCCGAAAUGUCAGCAAAUGAUAA
Blepharisma stoltei is the source of this 2584-nucleotide messenger RNA. The record is from the annotation of a GenBank genome assembly. NCBI's taxonomy places the organism in Eukaryota, Ciliophora, Heterotrichea, Heterotrichida, Blepharismidae.